AUGGCUCCCGCAGUCCGCCGACCCGUCCGCGUGGGCGGUGCCUCAGGCGGCUUCUCCGACCGCGUCCGAGCUAUUGCAUCCCUAGCCAAAGACGACGUCGAUGUCAUAGUAGGGGACUGGCUCUCCGAAAUGACAAUGACCAUGCACGGUACCGGAAAGCUAAGAAACAAAGAGCAGAUGCUGCAAGCUCGUUCGUUCGAGGAGAAGCUCAACUAUGCCAUGUUCGCUGAGAACUUUAUGGACUGCUUUACUCCUGCAAUACAAGACAUAGCUACCCGUGGCAUCAAAGUCUGUGUUAAUGCCGGUGCAUCUGAUACCGAGCUGCUGGCUCAGCUUGUGGACAAGACGUGCAAGGAAGCUGGGUACCCACUGAAGGUCGCUUGGAUUGAGGGUGAUGAUGUUACGGGAACCGUUAAGAGUAUGUUGGAUAAAGGCGAGGGCUUCAAGAGUUUGAUGCACGACAAGUCGGUAUCCGAAUGGGGGCUGGAGCCUGUUUGUGCUCAGUGCUAUCUUGGUGGUUUGGGUAUCGCCAGAGCACUGACGGAAGGCGCUGACAUCGUCAUCGCCGGUCGUGUCUCGGAUGCUUCGCCCAUCAUUGGUGCCGCUGCAUGGUGGCACGAAUGGACGAGUGAUCAAUUUGACGAGCUGGCUGGCUCUCUAGUAAUUGGCCAUCUCCUGGAGUGUGCCGCGUACGUAUCCGGCGGUUACUGCUCUGACUUUCGCAGUCUUCUGGCCCAAGGCAAGCACAUCAACAUGGGCUUUCCGAUCUGCGCAAUCGACAACAGAGGCGAGGGGGUGAUGUACAAGGAGAAGAAUACUGGCGGCUGUAUAACAGUCAACUCAGUCACAUCCCAGCUUCUCUACGAGAUCCAGGGCCCGCUGUAUUACAACUGCGACGUCACCGCAGACCUAACCGACAUCAAGAUCGAACAGAUCGGCGAGGACCAAGUCAAAGUCUCUGGCAUCAAAGGCCUGCCACCACCCCCAACGACCAAAGUCGGCAUCACAGGCUUCGCAGGCUGGCAAGCCGAAUACCACAUCUACCUCGUCGGCCUGCACAUGGAAGAAAAGUGCCAAUGGAUCGAAGAACAAAUCCGAUACGAACUGGGCCCAGAGCUGAUCAAGAAGUUCGACGUCCUAAGAUUCAUGCAAAACGGUUCCUCCGUCAUCGACGCCCGCAACCAAGACGUCGCCACAGUCGAUUUCCGCGUCUUCGCCCAAUCCCGCGACAGAGAACUUCUCAACAUGCGCAACCCCAAAGGCUUCUUCCGCAUCUCCAUGGUAAACUUCCUCAUGUCGUGUCCAGGUGCGUCACUGGGUAACGACGUGCGUCAAGCGGAGGGGAAACCAUACUACGAGUACCAUCCCUCGCUUCUCCCGCAAUCUGCCGUCAAACAACGCGUUCAUUGUAUCUGGGACGGUGAAGCAACCAACGGGUUUGGUGACGGCAAGAAAGUGAUCGAUAUGCCCCUCGCACCCGAAUUCCGCGAGUACCCGCGCCAACAACCCUCCUACGAAACUACAUCACCCAUCCCACUCUCCCACUUCGGACCUACAAUCCGCCUCCCCCUCGGCUCCAUAGUCCUCGGUCGCUCAGGCGACAAGUGCUCCGACGCCAACGUCGGUUUCUUCGUCCGCCACGCCGAUGAAUGGGAGUGGUUGCGCAGUUUCCUCACCAUCGACAAGGUGAAGGAGUUGCUAGGGCCGGAAGAGUACAAAGGCAAGCCGAUCGAUAGGUUUGAAAUGCGGAAUGUCAAGGCGGUGCACUUUUUGUUGCAUGAUCAUUUGGAUCGUGGGUAUGAUGCUUGUAGUACGUAUGAUACGCUGGGCAAGAAUUUUUGUGAGUAUCUCCGGGCGAGGAGCGUGGAUUUGCCGGUUAGGUUUGUGGAGAGGGGGGUGCUGUAG
Messenger RNA from Alternaria ventricosa, 1905 nucleotides. RefSeq lists its product as uncharacterized. Lineage: Eukaryota; Fungi; Ascomycota; Dothideomycetes; Pleosporales; Pleosporaceae. The transcript is spliced from 2 exons. The coding region runs from base 1 to 1905 and encodes 634 amino acids. The record is from RefSeq and is a predicted model, not a curated record.